AUGAUUGAAAAAGAAGGCAGCAUGCUUUGCGAUUUAGCCAAGAUGGAGCACUUGGAUUUAGAAGGAUUUAUAUAUUAUCGGUCUCUGAAACAGAUAAAGAUGAUUUAUUGUGCCUUAGUUGGCGAAGUCUUUGUGGAUGAACAAACAAAGAUUGUAAACAAAAACAAGAUACCAAACGUUGGCAAGUGGUGCAAAUUCAGUGCAUCACGCAAUGUUUGAUU
Thelazia callipaeda (thelaziosis nematode) is the source of this 221-nucleotide messenger RNA. The record is from the annotation of a GenBank genome assembly. Lineage: Eukaryota; Metazoa; Nematoda; Chromadorea; Rhabditida; Thelaziidae.